Messenger RNA from Syngnathoides biaculeatus (alligator pipefish), 915 nucleotides. RefSeq names its product histone H2B-like. Lineage: Eukaryota; Metazoa; Chordata; Actinopteri; Syngnathiformes; Syngnathidae. The transcript has a single exon. Gene Ontology annotation, molecular function: protein heterodimerization activity; DNA binding; structural constituent of chromatin. Gene Ontology annotation, cellular component: nucleosome. The record is from RefSeq and is a predicted model, not a curated record. Bases 1 to 669 code for a protein of 222 amino acids.
AUGCGAGCAGUGUUUCGAUGUCGAGCAAUAAAACAAGUUUUGUUCCUGUGUCCGACACUCCGCCUCCUUUUCUCCGGCGCUAGACUGCAGCAUCAACCGCAAGAAGCCAUGCCUGAGCCAGCCAAGUCCGCGCCCAAGAAGGGAUCCAAGAAAGCGGUCACCAAGACCGCCAGCAAGCCCGGCAAGGGCAAGAGAAAGAGGGGAAGGAAGGAGAGCUACGCCAUCUACGUGUACAAGGUCCCGAAGCAGGUCCACCCCGACACCGGCAUCUCCUCCAAGGCCAUGAGCAUCAUGAACUCGUUCGUCAACGACAUCUUCGAGCGUAUCGCCUCCGAGGCCUCCCGCCUGGCGCACUACAACAAGCGCUCCACCAUCACGUCCAGGGAGAUCCAGACCGCCGUCCGUCUCCUCCUGCCCGGAGAGCUGGCCAAGCACGGCGUUUCAGAGGUCACCAGUGUAACGCCGGAAAAAAGGAGUCGGAAGCGGAGUGCCGGACACAGGAACAAAACUUGUUUUAUUGCUCGACAUCGAAACACCACUCAUAACGGCGGAACUCUGAUAUCCUUUCACUCUGGAAGCGCAACAACAAUAACAGUCCGUGCGGAACCCCGCACCCCAACUCGAGGUCCCGCGGGUGAAUUAUGUAAACACCACAAAAUAAACAUUUAAAUGACUUGAGCGACAUUGUUUUCGUGGGGAACAAACUCAAACAACGUUUGCAAACGCUAAACCAAACAGCGUUAAUAUUUGUCCAAAACAACUUGCCGUUGCACAUCACAGUAGUCAUCGUGUGUCAUAAAAAAAAAAGAAGUUAGUGCAGGCAUUUUUUUUCAGAAGCGCUUGAUUCUAGGAAAACGAAGACCCACUCAGGUGAUCCCCUUUAAAUUUAAACGAUAUCAUAUCCAGUGAGUCUAC